CUUUGACUCGGACUACCGGUGAACCACAGCAGAGAGUAACUGUAGAAAUUUCACACACACACGCAGCUGUUUAUCCAUAUAGUCUGUCUCAUGUAUGUAUAUGUUCUGAUGUUCUUGGAGUUGUAAAUAAGGCCAAAUUAGACACGUAAAUAUUGGAAAAAAGGAAACGGGCUUUAAGGAUUGAGCUCCACCUCAGCACACACUCCCCCUCUGCUUUGUCUUGAAGGCGUGAUUAUGUGUUCUGAGAAUCCAAUUAUUGAUUACUCGAGCAUGGGUUGAUUGUAUUUGAAGCCAUUUCUGGGUUGUUUUGCUUUUCUUGGAAUUCAGCACACUUAGGUUUUGGGAAAAGAUCAUGACCCCAGGAGGUAGCACCAUUGGGGAAAUAAUGGAGUCCCGCAAUGUCGAUUAUGAUAUUGCACCUGAGAUUGUUGAAUACAGAAGGUCUCCUCGUAGGAAGUUUUCGACUCUUAAUGGUGCAAAGCGCGGCAUAGCAUCAAAUACUGCUGUGCAUGAACUACUUGAAUGCCCUGUUUGUAUGGAUGUUAUGUACCCUCCAAUUCACCAGUGCCCAAACGGCCAUACUUUAUGCUCGAAGUGUCAGGCGAAAGUACGUUGUUGCCCAAUUUGCCGUCAUGAACUGGGGAACAUAAGGUGCUUGGCACUUGAGCGAGUUGCAGAAUCACUUGAACUGCCCUGCAGAUACCAGAUUCUCGGCUGUCAAGAUAUUUUUCCCUAUCAGAGCAGGCUGAGGCAUGAACAGAAUUGCACGUUCCGUCCCUACAGUUGCCCUUACGCCGGAGCUGAAUGCCCUGUCACGGGUGAUAUCCCGUUUCUUGUUGCACAUCUCAAGAGUGACCACAAGGUUGAUAUGCAUGAUGGUUGUACUUUUAACCACAGAUAUGUCAAGUCCAAUCCGCAUGACGUUGAAAAUGCAACAUGGAUGUUAACUGUAUUCAACUGUUACGGCUACCAGUUCUGCCUGCACUUUGAGGCCUUCAAUCUAGGAACGGCUCCCGUAUACAUGGCGUUCAUCCGGUUCAUGGGCGACGACCUUGAAGCAAGAAAGUUCAGUUACAGCUUGGAAGUCGGCUCAAACGGCAGAAAGCUGACAUGGCAAGGAGUUCCUCGGAGCAUCCGGGACAGUCAUACAAAAGUCCGAGACAGCAUGGACGGGCUGAUCAUCCAACGAAACAUGGCCCUCUUCUUCUCUGGAGGCAACCGGCAAGAGCUGAAGCUGAGGGUCGCCGGACGAAUAUGGAAAGAACAAACAUAAGAAUAAACAACAAGCAUACAUGUGAAUGAAUCACUGUAAAUGAAUUAAUUACAUGAUGAUGUGGGCUGAUUUUCAGUAGACUUAGCUCUACAGACUGAUUUAACAUAAGAAGUUGGUCUGUAGAAUUGCUCUGGUUAACUGGUUCUUGUGUGGAAGAUGUAGUUAUCAAAUGUUGUUCCAUAAAUUGUGUUAUAUGUGAAAAAUGGAGAAAAGGUGAAGUUGAGCAGAUGUUCUCUUGUCCUUCUUCUGCCUGCAAAUUGCUCAGA
This is a messenger RNA of Sesamum indicum (sesame), 1539 nucleotides long. Its product is annotated as E3 ubiquitin-protein ligase SINAT2. Gene Ontology annotation, molecular function: ubiquitin protein ligase activity; zinc ion binding; protein binding. The record is from RefSeq and is a predicted model, not a curated record. Gene Ontology annotation, biological process: ubiquitin-dependent protein catabolic process; multicellular organism development. Gene Ontology annotation, cellular component: cytoplasm. NCBI's taxonomy places the organism in Eukaryota, Viridiplantae, Streptophyta, Magnoliopsida, Lamiales, Pedaliaceae.